CUGUAGCUUUCUAUUGUGCUGCUUUUGCCUCAUUGUUGCUGGUGGGCUCACCCAUCCCUUUCACAUACACCACUCUUCUUCUGGGCCCCUUUCCCAGAUCCUUUCCCGGCUUUAGUUGGCUCACUGCCUAGUGCUUCUUUGCUGCAGCUGCGGGACUGCUUAUAACUGAGCCUCUCCAUUCAGUCACUCUUAAUUCUGUGCCCCUGAGCAAAGCCAGCAAGCAGGCAGCUUUCUCUUGGGCUUCUGCUGCAGCAGUGCUAUACAACAACUGCCCCACCUGCUACUUGAGUGCUCUGGGUUCCCGCCCCUAGAUCCAUCAUCUUUGGAGAUCUGGUAAGAUGGGCACAAAACCCGUUCUUGUAGUCCAUGGUGGAGCUUGGGCAAUACCAGAUGAGUUUGCUGAAAGAAGCAUCCUGGGAGUUAAAAAUGCAGUUAAGAAUGGCUUUGCAGUGCUGGAAAUGGGAGGAAGUUCAAUGAAGGCUGUUGAAAUUGCUGUGCGGGCCUUAGAAGACGAUGCUGUGUUUGAUGCAGGUCAUGGUGCUGUACUGAAUGCUGAUGGUUAUGUGGAACUUGAUGCAAUCAUCAUGAAUGGUAAAACUCUCGCUGCUGGCGCAGUCUCCUGCAUCAGGAACAUUUCUAAUCCGGUGACAUUUGCUUGUUCAGUCUUGGAAAAGACACCUUAUGUGAUGCUCACUGGAACAGGUGCUAACCAGUUUGCUGAGAAGCUAGGCAUACCUCAAGUGCCUGUAGAAGAGUUAGUAACAGACCAUGCCAAAGCUGAAUGGGAGCAAUACCGCAAAUACAAGCAGACUGUCAAAUCACUUUUUAACACAGAAUUGGUUCAUGACACAGUGGGUGCAGUUGCUAUAGACUGUGAAGGUAACAUUGCUUGUGCAACUUCAACUGGAGGCAUCACAAAUAAAAUGGUUGGACGUGUUGGUGACACCCCAGUCAUAGGUUCAGGUGGCUAUGCUGACAACCUUGUUGGUGCUGUCUCUGCAACUGGUCAUGGAGAGUCCAUCAUGAAAGUCACCCUUGCAAGGCUUAUCCUCUUUCAUAUGGAACAAGGAGAUCCAGGUUCAAAUUCCUGCCCUGGAGCAGGGACUCGUGCCUGGGUGUCUUGCUUCCCAGGUAAAACCCCAGAGGAAGCUGCAGAUUCUGCUCUUCACUAUAUGGAGAGGAGAGUCCAUGGACGGGGAGGAGUUAUAGUUGUCAGCAAAACUGGCGAAUGGACAGCACGAUUCACCACCAAGCGGAUGGCAUGGGCAGGCAUAAAGGAAGGCGUGUUAAUGUAUGGCGUAAAUCCAGGAGAAACAAUUCAAGAAAUAAUUAAACCCUCCAAAUAAACUUUUUUGGGGAGGGGAUUUUUACAGUGGAUGUUAUUAUUAGUUUGUGCUACAUGAUUCUUAAUGAAGGGUGUAUGUAUCUGGCAUCUUUGGAUUAACUUACUUCAUAUUCAAGAAGAUUCAUAAAACAUGACUUUAUUACCUUUAAUAAAGAUAGUUUUCCAAAGG
Molecule: messenger RNA, 1514 nt
Organism: Trachemys scripta elegans
Lineage: Eukaryota; Metazoa; Chordata; Testudines; Emydidae
Product: isoaspartyl peptidase/L-asparaginase-like
Exons: 8
Coding region: 339-1346 (335 amino acids)
Molecular function (GO): asparaginase activity
Source: RefSeq, a predicted model, not a curated record